This is a messenger RNA of Danaus chrysippus (African queen), 261 nucleotides long. Lineage: Eukaryota; Metazoa; Arthropoda; Insecta; Lepidoptera; Nymphalidae. The record is from the annotation of a GenBank genome assembly.
AUGUGGUGGCGUUGGGUGGUGGUGACGGUCUUGGUGACGGUGGUGGUGACCACGGUCGCCGGCAAGGGGAAGAAACAUCGACAUCACAAGCCAGGUACACAAAAUAAACAGCGUGUGUUUAGGAAGGGUACACCAUUCCUAGAACACGAGGUGGUGAUGCCACUGACAACGAUCCGGAUCCUGUUACGGAUCCAUUACGGAUCGACCACCGAUCCAUCAGCUCCGGCCACCAGCGUUAUCGGAUACCACAAGAAUAUGUAA